AUGCAAGUUCUAUCUCAAUUUCAUUCUAUUGUCUCAUUGACAACAUUAAAUAAUUCAAAUGAUAAUUUAACAUUAUCAAUUUUACCCGAUAUUUAUAAUAGUUCAUUAACUCGACCAAUUUUAGCAACUAUUUUAAUUGCUCUUUGUUUAUCAAUUAUUAUUAUAUUAACUAUACUUGGAAAUAUUCUUGUUUUAAUUGCAUUAUGUAUUGAUUUUGCGCUUCGUUCACCAACUCAUUUACUAAUGGGUAAUUUAGCAUGUGCUGAUUUAUUACUAGGUAUUACUGUUUUACCAUUUUCUGCUACUCUCGAAAUUCUCGAAGGUAAAUGGUUAUUUGGUCAAACAUUUUGUCAUAUAUGGCUUGCUAUUGAUGUUCUUUAUUGUACAGCAAGUAUUUAUGGUUUAAUGUUUAUUUCAAUAGAACGUUAUAUUGGUGUAACACAACCAUUACGUUAUCCAAUAAUUAUAACACAUCAUCGUACAAUAUUUGCUAUAUUAAUAGCAUGGUUAGUUGCUAUAAUUGUUUCAAUUGUUCCAUUUCUUGAUUGGAAUAAAAAAGUUAAAUCAACUGAUCAAAGUUGUUUAGUUAAUGAUAAUUUAUUUUAUGUUUUAUUUUCAUGUUCAUUUUCAUUUUAUAUACCAUUAAUUAUUAUACUUGUUGUAUAUGGACGUAUUUAUGGUGAAGCAUUACGACAAUAUGAAUUUUUAAAUGGUGGAGAAAAAAAAGUUCGUGUUAAAGAAAUUGAUGGAGAAGAAUGUGUAACAUUACGUGUACAUAUACCACAACAUUUAACAGCAUCAACAACAUCAUUAUCAAAUGGUCAUACAUCAAAUACUUCAAUAAUAACAUAUGGAAAAAGAAUUUCAACACAAAUAACACCAUCUAGUUCAAAUAAAUUAUCAAAAUUUAAACGAGAACGAAAAGCAGCUAAAACAUUGGGUAUUGUUGUUGGAAUGUUUAUUUUAUGUUGGUCACCAUUUUUUCUUCUAUUACCAAUAAAAGCAUGGACAAAUUAUGAUCCUGGUAUUAUAUUUUCAAUUUGUUUUUGGUUAGGUUAUUGUAAUUCAUGUUUUAAUCCAUUUAUUUAUGCAUUUUCUAGUCGAGAAUUUCGAAGAGCAUUUAAAUCUAUAUUAAAAUGUCAGCGUAUAAAAUAUAAAGCAUCAACAAGUUUUUUUCGUACAUCUACAACAACACCAAUUGAUCAAAUACGUUUUGGAAAAUCACAUAGUUGUGAUAUGUCAGCUGCAAAUUCAUUAGUAAAAUCAAAUUCAAUAAUGAGUCAACGAAUAUCAUAUGAUAGUCAACAUCCUUUUAUUUCUUUAAAAGAAAAUAAAAAUUUUUUAGAUCAUCCACAAUUAUCAACAUUUCGACAAUUAUCAAAGCCAAUUAUUGCAAAAUCAUUAGCAACAUUAGAUGAUACAAAUCCUUGGCAUCUUCGAGAGUCAAAUUUUGUCAGAUAA
Molecule: messenger RNA, 1461 nt
Organism: Rotaria sp. Silwood1
Lineage: Eukaryota; Metazoa; Rotifera; Eurotatoria; Philodinida; Philodinidae
Source: the annotation of a GenBank genome assembly